Molecule: messenger RNA, 1788 nt
Organism: Truncatella angustata
Lineage: Eukaryota; Fungi; Ascomycota; Sordariomycetes; Amphisphaeriales; Sporocadaceae
Product: RNA polymerase I associated factor, A49-like protein
Exons: 3
Coding region: 411-1748 (445 amino acids)
Biological process (GO): RNA polymerase I preinitiation complex assembly; nucleolar large rRNA transcription by RNA polymerase I; transcription elongation by RNA polymerase I
Cellular component (GO): RNA polymerase I complex
Molecular function (GO): DNA binding
Source: RefSeq, a predicted model, not a curated record
CCACCAGAGCUCGGUACAUAUUCGCACAGCAUCCAGUCAUCCACGCCACGGCUGAGAAGGCCACACGAGCAGAUUGUGACGGCAAUGGUUGCAUGAAUUGUGUGUGGGCCUAUGAGAGUUGUUCCCAAGUCUUUUUCUCGCCAUUCGGCAUCACUUGUCGUGCAGAUCUCCCAGGGUCUUUCUUUUGUUUGUUUGAGUUGAUCCAAGUGAAGCUCUCCAGAGCUCUAUUUUAGUGGGACUCUGCGCUCACCGCCCAGCACCCGCUAGCCUAGAAACCCUGCAGGCUGGCAGUAAAAAAAAGUUCAAGCGACAGCGACCUUGUCGAUUGGUGACAGUUUCAUGUGACAACGACUUGCAACUGACCAUUUCUCUCGGACCUCACCUCACCAGCAACAACGGAAAAGAAAAAAAUGGGAGCCGGCAGCGAGAAGAAGAGAAAGAGAGCCGAGGAUGGCUCCUCAAAGGCGAGGAAGAAGGUCACCGUCCAAGCACCAUUACAGCCUCAGUCCAUAAAGGUCGCCUCGGUCACAUCAGUGAGGACAUGCCCACCGGUCAUCGCAACGGCCCCCGGUCUCGUUCUCCCCGAAUCUGUACAGUUCCAAGCCUACUCAAAGCCCGAGGCUGCCGCGCCCAAGAAGUCCAAGAAGACAGCCCCCCCUCCAGCAAGUCUGGUGCUUCAUUCCUCUUCGCAUAGGACACUGGAUUACACGGCCAAGGAGGAUGGCCCGAGUGGUUGCGAAACACAUCUCAAACACUACAUCGGCGUCUUCGACCCCAAGACUGGCCAAUUAUCAGUCAUGGAAGCCAAGAAGAUGGCAGUGAGAGGUCUUGUCCGUGCCCAACAGGCGCCGGAGGACGACAUUGCUGAUAGAGCAGCGCCCAAGUCCAUGAUGGAGCUACGGAACGACCUGGGCGAAGCAUUCGGAACGAAGAAGGCACGAAAGGCCAUUGCUGCCAUAACGGAAAACGCCAUCGCGCCAGAAAAGGCCAUCAUGGAUGUUGGCGGCAACCCGCGAAAGCUCGACUCCACAGCAAAGGCCAUGCUGGAGUCCAUCCACGAGUCCACCAAGGGAAUGGCGACCAGGGAGGAGCUGCAAGCUGCUGUCGAUCAGGCCAAGCCCGUACCGCCCGGAAACUUCAACGCGACCGAGAUCCAAGACGUCUACAAGCCCGAGCAGAUGAUCGGCCGCGACACGCUGGAGUUGGUUGCCAUCAAGGAUUGGCAAGACUCGGCCAGGACGCAGGAGUCUAUGCAGUUGCCCUACCAGUUCAUUUCACAGAAUAUGUACGCCAUCGCCGAGGGCCCGCAGCCGGUUCAGCGGCUCAGAGUACUGCGCUAUCUCAGCUACCUGAUCACCUUCGUCAAGAGCGCCAAGGAGAAGGGCAGGGGCGUCCUGAAAGUACCGCAGAAGCAAAAGUUGGAGGAGGCCAUGCAGGCACCCUCGCCGGUCAUCGAGAACAUAAGGAGAAAGUUCUCGCUGAACGGCGAGAUCAGAAAGUUCCACAAGGACCUGCUCAUGACAUACUGCUGCGCGCUCGCAGCAAUCCUGAUGAACUACGAGUUCGAGACGAGCGCCCUGAGACACGAUCUGGGCCUAGACGAGAGGCAAUUUGCACAGUACUGGAAGGAGAUUGGCGGCAAGGUGGCAAAUCCCGUUGGCAAAAUCAAGGGCACGAGGAUGCAGGUCGCAAAGCUCGCCCUGCCGCUCGAGUUUCCUCAAGUCAGAAUGCCCCUGCGCCGAAGGUAACAUGCCGGUCCGUAGGGAGGAGCAUUUUGGGGGUUUGGGG